UCCGGCACCGAGGAAGGAACGACUGAGCGGCUGUCGUUCGGCUUAUACGGAUAUAAGCGGUACGUACAGUAUGUAUGCGUAGAGUGAAAUGACGUAUCGUAAUUACCAUGGCACGGAUACAGAGCGCGGUGGUCGGUUGCAUCUCCCGCGCCUCCAGUGAGUGACCUGCGGGCUGCAGCAAUCUGAAAGCUUCCUGGCAGGUCGUGCUCCACACUGAACGAGCUGAGCUUGAAGGCUGCCCAUCGACGGGCACUUAACUACCACUAAUAUUCAAGAACCUACCAGUUAACCCACCAGUCGACCAUGUUAUGAUGAGCGCGCACUGCUCUUGAUGGGCGCGACUUUGCACCAUGGCUGCAGUUGGCUCUUCCAGUGAGCGGGCCGAGUUUUUGCAGCAGCUAAAACCAGCCUGCGUGCCUCUCAGCAAAUUGGCUCUCCGCCCGACCGACACGGCCGCCGAGGCAAAUGAGAUUCUCAGCCUGGUGGAAUCUGUAGACGGCCUCUGGGCGGCUCAAGUGAGCAAAAAUGCGCAAAUCCUCGACGGCAAGCUGGCCGACUACGUCUUCUUCCCCGUCGCCUACCUCCUGCGCAACCGCCACCUCUACCCCGUGCGCGUCCUUGAGGCCAUCAUCCGCCUGCUCAAGACGCUCAUUCAGCAUGGCUGGAAGGCCAAGAUAUCGCGCCAGCUGUCGCAGCAGCUCCUUGUCUUCCUCUCCCUCACCCUCGGCGGCGAUGCAAGCCAGCAGCUGGCAGGUGAAAGCCAGCCGACCCGGCGGCGAGAGAUGCCCGAGGAGACUGUCAUAGAGGGAUUCCGCACUCUGGCCGCUCUGAUCACUGCCGCAGAAUCUUCACCUGUUGCCUCUUCGUCGUCCCUGCCCCCGCCAUCGGCGGCCCCGUCGGCCGAGCAAGAUCAGACGAUUCCUGCGCUGGGCCAGAACGUCACCGUCAUGCUGGACGCUGUCACCAGCGCCGCUACCCCCUCAAUCCAGCUCGAGGCCCUGGCCUGCGUGCAAGUAGCCUUCACCGCUGUCCGAGACAAUUCCGUCCUCGCACAGUUUUUGCCAGGCACAGUCUCGUCUCUAACUAAACUGCUGUCGCCGCCCCUGCAGAACAGGACCCAGAAGAGGGUGCUCGUCAAGUGUCUGGCCGUGCUAAAGCUCGUUCUCACAAACGUCUUGGGAGAUAUUAAAGUCCGCGGACUCCUCCGACAGACAGUAAAGGGUGCUGCACCUGAACCGCCCCAAGACGCGGAUGUGGCCGCCAAAGCAAACGACACAGAAGACGUGAACUUCCGUGUCGACCUGACGCCCGCCUGGCUAAAGGCCACCACAGCUCAGGUAAAGAUUGCCUUGUCAUCGGUGCUCAAGCUGCGCACCCAUGAGGCGAACGAUGUCCAGUCGGCUCUCUCCAGGUUGUGCAUUGGCCUCCUCGAUGAGUGCCAUUCGUCGCUGGUCGAUUGCCAGUCCAUUCUCGUCGAGAGCGCCAUGAUGCUGGACGACGAAGAGAGUUCAAGCUCGCGACUUGAAACGAACCUUCGCGAUCUUGCCGGCGUCUACCCCGAGAUUGCAGAGUGCAUCAAAUUGGCGCUUUACAACUGGAUCACCAGCCUGCCCAGGUCAAUGCAGUCCAACGACGAGCGCGUCAAGCAACUGGCCAUCAGGAAUAUUCUCAGGGGCACCAAGCUGGCUGCUGACUUGCAGGUGGACUCGUCGACGCUUGAUGACACGCUCGGCGACGCCCUACGAGACAGCAUCGCUGCACUAAUUCGAAACUCGAAGCCGUCCAAGGUGGUAGAUGACGGAGACGUUGGGGGAGAAAGCAUUAUAUCGGGAAGCAGCGCCAUGAUCGGCUCACGCGUCGAGCAGGUUCAGGCAUACAGUCCCGUCCUAUUUGAUCUAGAGAGUCAAAAGACGACUCGGGGAGAGAUCAACGCUCUGAUAUCAAACGUCGGCUCCUCAACCCAGCAGGCGAAGCUAGCAACCGCCAUGCUGGGCUACCUGCGAGACUCUGACGGCGUGGACCAGAUUGCCUCGUACUGGCUCGCGUUUGAGCUUCUCAAGUCGACUUACGCGCAUUCCUCGGAACUCGACGACCUGCUAGACUUUGGCUCGCUCGAUGAGGUAAAAUACCAGGACGCGGCAUUCCAAGAGCUUUACGAGUUUUCUGCCUCGGUCUUGUCGUCGCACUCGGAAUCCCUUGACGAUGCCGACUGGCGGCUCGAGGCCAUUGCGCUAGAGGUGACGGCAUUUGCAGCCUCUCGCCUGGAAGCCGAGUUUCGGCCAGAGCUGAUCGAUGUGCUCUACCCGGUUACAACUUUUCUUGGAUCCCAGGUGCCGCAGCUGCGGAGACACGCAAUCACGACGCUGAACAUAUUAGCAGUGUCGUGCGGCUACGCGAGUGUGUCAGAGCUCAUUGUCGACAAUGCCGACUACAUGGUCAACUCGGUAUCCCUCAGACUGAACACGUUCGACAUCUCCCCGGCUUCUACAAAGGUGCUUACCAUGAUGGUUCGCCUAACGGGACCGAGACUUAUCCCCUUUAUGGACGAUGUUGUCGCGGCGAUAUUCGCGGCGUUGGACAACUACCACGGCUAUCCUGUCUUUGUGGAAAGCCUAUUCUCAGUCCUAUCCGAGGUUGUGACGCAGGGGGUGAAGUCGGACAUGCUUCUUCUAGAAGAUAUGGCCGCAACAACGGUAGAUCACAGGAAGCGGAAGCCCGAGUCUGCCGGAAUUCCCGGGACACUAGACGCGCUAGAAAAGCGCGCGAAGAAGAUACGAAAAAGGAGGGAAGAAGACCAGGAGGACGAUACUGGCGCUCGUCGUAGCUACCCAAAAGAAGCCUGGGGACCGGACAAGAGUAAAGCCAAGUCUCUCCUCGACAGUCUCGAGGCCGCCAACAAUGGUGAAGAAGAGGAGGGACAAGAACAGUCUUCCUCGGAAGCGGAAAAGCCGAAACCUCCCAACACCCCAACAUACUCGCUCCUGACGCGGGUCCUUUCACUGACCCAGCACUACCUCACCUCACCCACCCCAACUCUCCGAAAAUCCCUCCUCGACCUGGUGGCCACCGUCAGCCCGGCCCUGGCACCCGACGAGAAUGCAUUCCUCCCGCUCGUUCACACAGUCUGGCCUGUAGUUAUCUCACGCCUGCACGAUCCGGAGCCCUUUGUAGCCAUCGCGGCCUGCAGGGCACUCGCUGCGCUCUGCAGUGCGGCGGGUGACUUUCUUGCUUCUCGCUUCAAGACGGAGUGGUCCGACGGCCUGUACAAGUGGUUUGUCAAUACCCGGGACCAGGCCGCGAAAGCCCGAGGCGGGACAGCCGGCGGCCACACUGGGAGUAAGGGGAAAGCAGCGACUGGCCCAAGUCUCCCACGCCACCUUGCACUAUCAUCGGCAAGCAACGGAAAUAGCAACGGCACCUCGGCAAUACUCAUACCGUCUCGCUCCCUGACGGCAGAGACGGGCGAAGCCAUGGCAGACGCCCAGCAGUUGAUGCGAGGCUCGCUGAUAUCGGUGAUCGGCUCCAAGCCCACGCCGACGCCGUCCAUGUCGCUCUCGCUGUCCUCGUCGCCUGGAGCUGCGGCGCUAGGCCGGUUCGCCCAGGCGUCGCAGAUCUGGGACGCGGCGGUGGGGCUGCUCGGCGCCAUCGUAGCCCAUGUGCGUCUGGACGACGACAUGUUUGAUGAUAUGCUAGACCUAGUGGCCGACGUGGUGUCGCGGCCCCAGCACGCCGGCGUCAGGGAAGCUCUCGAAGCAGUCAACGCCGACGCCGUCUGGCUGGCCAUGUACGAGCGCGGUCUCGCGCUGUGGCAGCCUGCUCCGCAGCCGUCUGGCGGGAUUUCGUUUGCACAGAUGGCGCCCCGGGCCUGAACCAACCGCUAGGGUAAGUACCUAGGAAGGUAGACAGGUAGAUGUACCAGUAUGGAUCAUGGUUCUACACUUGCUGGUCAACCACAGGAAGCUUCCAGUGUGGUUGCUUGGCUUGCAGUGACAAGUUGUAAUGGACCAAAGGUGCUUGAUACAAGACAUGGAGUCUUCGAAGUUACUUCAAGAGUCUAACACUUGAGAAAUGUGUGUUACGUUAUCGGCUACUUUGGAAUGGCGCGUUUACGGGUGUUGAUCUACGCCAACAACGGCCUAGUGCUUACAUGCUAGAAAGUAGGCAUUUAACUGUCAUAAGCAGGGAAUUCCGCCUUCCUUUCUUCCCUGAACAAUACAUCAUAUUCUACCCUCUUAUUGACCUCGC
Molecule: messenger RNA, 4245 nt
Organism: Lasiosphaeria miniovina
Lineage: Eukaryota; Fungi; Ascomycota; Sordariomycetes; Sordariales; Lasiosphaeriaceae
Product: armadillo-type protein
Exons: 2
Coding region: 351-3869 (1172 amino acids)
Biological process (GO): chromatin remodeling
Cellular component (GO): cytoplasm
Source: RefSeq, a predicted model, not a curated record